Molecule: messenger RNA, 1032 nt
Organism: Carlito syrichta (Philippine tarsier)
Lineage: Eukaryota; Metazoa; Chordata; Mammalia; Primates; Tarsiidae
Gene: SPACA3
Product: sperm acrosome associated 3
Exons: 8
Biological process (GO): fusion of sperm to egg plasma membrane involved in single fertilization
Cellular component (GO): acrosomal vesicle; sperm flagellum
Molecular function (GO): lysozyme activity
Source: RefSeq, a predicted model, not a curated record
AUGGGUCCCCCAGAGAAGCCUGACCUGCCGUUUUCCAUCUUUGCAGGUGGUAUGAGAGUUCAUCCGAGGAAGCUAAAGCAUGUAGGUGAUAAGUCAGACCACAACCUACUGCGGGCUUGCAGGAUUGCUCUGAUAAGUGCAAAAGUGACAUCGCAGGACUUGUGCAUUCGAAAGAAAACUGGUGGCAAGGUAGACAAUGAAGUGAAGCGACCUGAGAGAGACUUUUGUGAUGGCAAUGGGCCUGGAAGAGAUGGGAAAGAUGUUUUGGAGUGGAGAGCAGGUGUGGAGGGGAAGAGGUCACGGGAGACGUGGGAACACACGUCAGAAGUGGUGGUCAGAGAGAAAGUAGAAGGUUGCAGAGGCUUGGUGAGCUGCCUGCCAUCCCAAAGCUCAGUCCCAAGCUAGAGUGGUGGGGGCUCCACCCCCGCCGCCCACAUGGAAGCCAGGAGCAGGGCUCCCAGAAAGCGGCUGGGCGUGCCUGGGAUCACGUUGCCGGCUCUUGUCUCUCUGCUCGGCUGCCUGCUGGCCUCCAGCGAAGCCAAGGUCUACAGUCGCUGUGAACUGGCCAGAGUGCUACAGGACUUCGGUCUGGACGGAUACCGGGGAUACGGCCUGGCUGACUGGGUCUGCCUCGCUUACUUCACAAGUGGCUUCAACACAGCUGCUGUGGACCAUGAGGCCGAUGGAAGCACCAACAACGGCAUCUUUCAGAUCAACAGCCGGAAGUGGUGCAAAAACCUCACCCCGGACUCCCCCAACAAAUGCCGGAUGUACUGCUCUGAUCUGUUAGAUCCUAACCUCAAGGAUACUGUUAUCUGUGCUAUGAAGAUAGUCCAAGAGCCCCAGGGUCUGGGCUCCUGGGAGGCCUGGAGGCAUCACUGCCAGGGCAAGGACCUCUCUGACUGGGUGGAUGGCUGUGACUUCUAGAAUCCUCUCUGCAUGGACCAGACCACACACAGCAGGCUGGGAAAUGUGACUUGGUUCCUGACCCAGGCUUGGGAAGACAAACCCACUAAUAAAGGAUAGUUGAAC